AUGGGAAACACAAUCUCGUACAACGAAAAGGCCUUCGAUCUGCAUCUGGGCGACAAGGGAGUCAUCCGUGGUCUCCAACUUGAUGAGAAGUCGCGUCGAUAUGCCAGUAUACCCUAUGCUCUUCCUCCAACUGGGGAGCAUCGUUGGCGCAAGCCGAGACCGCUCCCACCAAGUUACACCUACGGAAGUGUCACAGACGGCCCGUUGGAUGCCACCAAGUUCAGAGCUGUAUGCCCCCAGAAGGCAUUCCAUGUCGGCAAGGCCGAGGGAGGUGAUGGGGCGUACAGUGAAGACUGCCUUUUUGUCAACAUAUGGACUCCUGUGGGAGACGAACGGGAGAGUAAGUGGCCCGUCAUGCUUUGGUUGCACGGUGGAUGGUUCCAGAUGGGUGACCCUUCACAGGAGCCCGGCAUGGACCCUACUGAGCUCAUUUCCACUGGUGGUCUCAACGCAAUUGUUGUGGCCAUAGGCUAUCGCCUUAACAUAUUUGGCUUCCUCGCUGGUCAGGAUCUGGUCGAGGAGAGUGGCGGCGUCUCGGGUGGCAACUUUGGACUCUGGGACCAGCGGAUGGCGGCGGAAUGGGUCAAGGAGAACAUCUCCAAGUUUGGAGGCGACCCGGAAAACAUCACACUCGCGGGUCGCAGCGCUGGAGCCUACAGCGUCGAGGCUCAGAUGCUACACGAAUUCCGCCGGCCAAGUCAAGGGGCUCCCCUAUUCCGGCGAAUCUUUAUGGAUUCUAACGCGAUACCUGCGCAGCCGAAGUCUCUGAAGGAUACCCAAGCUCAGUUCGAUGAGUUGUGCAGGCACUUUGAGAUCCAAGAAUCUUGGCCUGCCGAUCAGAAGCUUGCAUCCCUGAGAAAACUCAGCGUCCAGGAACUGAUCGAAGCCAUCCCCAAGCUGACACAUCAUACCUUCCGACCAGUCACUGAUGAUCUCUUUAUUCACUCUGGAAUGAUGGAGUAUGUACAGAGCAAGGAAUUUGCCGAUGAGUUCAAAACCAGGGGAUACAAGAUACUCAUCGGCGAAGUUGCCAACGAGGAGACUCUCUACUCGACAUAUAAUAGUCCAGAAGAACCAACUCUAGAGUCUCUCAGGAUCCAGGUGAUGAACUACUAUGCGCCGGAAGUCACAGACAGAGCGAUUGACUGCUACCCGCUGCCUACAUCCGACGACUUGGCUGCUUGGAAGAAUCUGUUUGGUAACAUCGUGUCUGAUGGUCAGGUCAGAGCACCAUCAAGAGCACUAGUGAAGCACUUGGAAGAGAAUGGUGUGAGCAUCCGCGAUAUAUGGCGCUACCAGAUUGCCUACCGGCUGUCAUUUAUCGAUGAGUCGGUGGCACCGUUGUCAUUUGGAGUUGCACACGCGAUGGAUAAGCCAUUUUGGAAGUAA
Fusarium vanettenii 77-13-4 is the source of this 1389-nucleotide messenger RNA. RefSeq lists its product as uncharacterized. The record is from RefSeq and is a predicted model, not a curated record. Bases 1 to 1389 code for a protein of 462 amino acids. NCBI's taxonomy places the organism in Eukaryota, Fungi, Ascomycota, Sordariomycetes, Hypocreales, Nectriaceae. The transcript is spliced from 2 exons.